CCCACAAAAAAAAGAAAAUUUGGGUAGGCGGCACUUGUUUUUGACACAAACCAUAGAAAAUCUUGUUUUCAAAAACUGUACGGAAAUUUCAGUUUUGUAAUAUAAAAGGCUGUCCGAUACUCUGAUAAAACGGUUAACCCAACAAAAGCACCGGGACUUCUGGCAAGCCACAGGCCCCGAAGAAACCAGCCCGAAUUCAAUGUCGUAACUGUCUCUCAUUUGCCUUGAAGUUGGUUAUAAAAACAAUACAUUUCAAUCCAGAAAUCGCUCUCUUUCAAGAACAAAUAAUCUCACUUCUCAUUUCUUUUUCUCUGUCUCUGCACCGCUCCAUUCUAGUCUUAUGGAGGACUGGGGAGCCUGACGGACAGCUACCAUAAAACCUGAAGAAAGAAGCUCAAAGAUCAGCUCCUGUGGUCAAGAGUUUCUUCUUUCUUCUCUUAAACUAAGUCCUGGUUUGUUACUUUAUUUGGACUGUGUCCGUAGCCAUGGCUUCCGAGGAUGACAUCUUUUUGGAGCAGAUCAAGAACGAGACUAUUGAUCUUGAGCGAAUCCCUGUGGAGGAGGUUUUUGAGAAGCUGAAAUGUACGAGAGAGGGUUUGACAACAGCAGAAGGAGAGAAAAGGCUUAACAUUUUUGGCCCUAACAAGCUUGAAGAGAAAAAAGAGAACAAAUUUCUUAAGUUCUUGGGCUUUAUGUGGAAUCCUCUGUCGUGGGUUAUGGAGGCUGCUGCUAUCAUGGCCAUUGUUUUGGCCAAUGGAGGAGGCAAGCCUCCAGACUGGCAAGACUUCGUUGGUAUCAUUACUUUGCUUAUCAUCAACUCAACCAUCAGUUUCAUUGAGGAAAACAACGCAGGCAACGCGGCAGCUGCUUUGAUGGCUGGUCUUGCACCCAAAACUAAGGUGUUGAGAGAUGGCAAAUGGGGUGAGCAAGAUGCAGCAAUCCUGGUACCAGGAGAUGUAAUUAGUGUCAAAUUGGGAGACAUCAUCCCAGCGGAUGCUCGUCUCUUGAAGGGUGAUCCACUCAAAAUUGAUCAAUCUGCCCUCACUGGUGAGUCCCUACCUGUUACCAAGAACUCAGGUGAUGAGGUCUUCUCUGGAUCCACUUGUAAACAAGGUGAGAUUGAGGCUGUUGUCAUUGCCACUGGUGUCCACACCUUCUUCGGCAAGGCUGCUCACCUUGUUGACAGCACCAACAAUGUUGGUCACUUCCAAAAGGUGUUGACUGCCAUUGGUAACUUCUGUAUCUGCUCGAUUGCUGUGGGAAUGCUCAUUGAGAUCAUGGUGAUGUACCCAAUCCAGCACAGGAGGUACAGAGAUGGUAUUGACAACCUGUUGGUGCUUCUCAUUGGAGGAAUCCCAAUCGCCAUGCCCACAGUCUUGUCUGUUACAAUGGCUAUUGGAUCUCACCGCUUGUCACAGCAAGGAGCCAUCACCAAGAGGAUGACUGCCAUUGAAGAAAUGGCAGGGAUGGAUGUCCUGUGCAGUGAUAAGACUGGGACUCUCACCCUCAACAAGCUAACAGUAGACAAGAGUCUCAUUGAGGUGUUCGUAAGUGGUAUGGACAAAGACACUCUUCUGCUGCUUGCCGCAAGGGCUUCCAGGGUUGAAAACCAGGACUCCAUUGAUGCUUCAAUUGUAGGGAUGUUGAGCGACCCCAAAGAGGCAAGGGCUGGAAUUACUGAAUUACACUUCCUUCCCUUCAACCCUGUGGAUAAGCGCACUGCUAUCACCUACAUUGACAGCAAUGGCGAGUGGCAUCGUUGCAGCAAGGGUGCUCCUGAGCAGAUCAUUGAGCUUUGCGGGCUCACUGGAGACUUGAGGAAAAAGGCGCAUGAAGUCAUUGACAGCUUUGCUAACCGCGGCCUUCGGUCCUUGGGAGUUUCUAGACAGACAAUUCCAGAGAAAACAAAGGAGAGCGCCGGAGGACCUUGGGAGUUUGUGGGUCUCUUGCCUCUCUUUGAUCCUCCCAGGCAUGAUAGUGCUGAGACUAUUCGACGGGCCCUUGACCUUGGUGUCAAUGUUAAGAUGAUCACCGGUGACCAGCUUGCCAUUGGCAAAGAGACUGGUCGCAGACUUGGAAUGGGCACUAACAUGUAUCCUUCUUCCUCCCUCCUUGGCCAGAGUAAGGAUAAGGCUAUUGCUGCCAUUCCUGUUGAUGAGCUGAUUGAGAAAGCUGAUGGAUUUGCCGGAGUCUUCCCUGAGCACAAGUAUGAGAUUGUUAAAAGGCUCCAAGAUAGGAAGCAUAUCUGCGGAAUGACAGGAGACGGUGUGAACGAUGCCCCUGCACUUAAGAAGGCGGAUAUUGGUAUUGCUGUCGCUGAUGCAACUGAUGCUGCCAGGAGCGCCUCAGACAUAGUCUUGACUGAGCCAGGAUUGAGUGUGAUUGUAAGCGCGGUGUUGACAAGCAGAGCCAUAUUCCAGAGGAUGAAGAACUACACAAUCUAUGCUGUUUCUAUCACAAUUCGUAUUGUGAUGGGGUUCAUGCUCGUUGCUCUCAUCUGGGAGUUUGACUUCUCACCCUUUAUGGUCUUGGUCAUUGCCAUCCUCAAUGAUGGAACCAUCAUGACUAUCUCCAAGGACAGGGUCAAGCCAUCUCCUAUGCCUGACUCAUGGAAGCUGAAGGAAAUAUUCGCAACUGGCAUUGUCCUUGGGGCCUACAUGGCUUUCGUGACAGUGCUAUUUUUCUGGCUUGCUCACGACACAGACUUUUUCACCGAGAAGUUUGGCGUGAAGCCAAUCAAUGAUAAUGUGGAUGAGCUUACUUCAGCUCUCUACCUUCAAGUGAGUAUCAUCAGUCAAGCACUCAUCUUUGUGACAAGGUCAAGGAGCUGGUCCUAUGUUGAGCGCCCUGGUCUCUUUCUUCUUGGAGCCUUCAUUGCUGCACAGCUGGUGGCUACUGUCAUUGCUGUGUAUGCAAGCUGGGGCUUCGCCAGGAUCCAAGGCAUUGGAUGGGGAUGGGCAGGAGUCAUCUGGGUCUUUAGCGUAAUAACCUACAUCCCUCUAGAUAUCCUCAAGUUCAUUAUCCGCUACUCUUUGAGUGGCAAGGCCUGGGAUAACCUGCUUCAGAACAAGACCGCAUUCACAACAAAGAAGGACUACGGCAGGGGAGAGAGGGAGGCACAAUGGGCAGCAACUCAACGUACCCUACACGGCCUUUCACUCCCAGAAGCCAGGUCGAAUGACAAGAACCACGAGUUGUCUGAAAUAGCUGAGCAGGCUAAGAAGCGUGCUGAGAUAGCAAGGCUGAGGGAGCUCCACACUCUCAAGGGUCACGUUGAAUCGGUGGUGAAGUUGAAGGGGUUAGACAUUGAUACCAUCCAGCAGCACUACACAGUAUAAUUCAAGGAUGGAGUAUAGGGAAAGCAUGAUAGAGAAGAGAUAACAUGGGAAGAAACGAUCCCCUGCUUUGUUAUUGUUUUCUGUUUUUAAUCUUUAGAGGGGGGGAAUAUCGUGAGAUCAGUUGUUCUUGAAUUUGAGAACGAUGUCAGCCAUCAGAAUUUAAUAAAAAAUAAAAAUUAAAGGGAUUAUUAUAUUGUAUGAAGUAUAAUUAUUAUUAUUCUUUUUAUCUAUCUUCCGCUGCAAUUAUUAUUCAAAAUCCAAGCCAAAACAAGGAAAUAGUACUCAAUUUUAUGGCACAUUAAUGUCUUAAAACAGGGGCCACUUUCCCCACCUUCAAAGAUUAUCCAAAUUCCACUUCCCCACUUUCCAAAGCCCGGAAGAAUCAACGGCCAGAGAUCUGCCACGUAGGUGGUACAAAUUCUUUUGCCGCCAACAUUCUUUCCCGCCAAACGUAAUGCUACUAGACGAUGAAUAACCAUCCAACAAAGAAAAGAUCCUCUUUUCAUCUCUUCUUGUCUAUUAUCAAAAUCUUUGUUUAUCAUGGC
Messenger RNA from Durio zibethinus, 3883 nucleotides. RefSeq names its product ATPase 8, plasma membrane-type. NCBI's taxonomy places the organism in Eukaryota, Viridiplantae, Streptophyta, Magnoliopsida, Malvales, Malvaceae. Gene Ontology annotation, cellular component: membrane. Gene Ontology annotation, molecular function: P-type proton-exporting transporter activity; ATP hydrolysis activity; ATP binding. Gene Ontology annotation, biological process: proton export across plasma membrane. The record is from RefSeq and is a predicted model, not a curated record.